AGCUAAAAUUGUUGCUAAAAACAGUGCACUUUUUUAGUCCAAAGUCAGACAAAACAGCUGUGAGGGAGUGUGUUGUUCGAACGCUGCUUUUUGAGUCGCUAAAAAGAAACGAUCUCGGUACUUGUGGGACAUUUUAAAUAAUGCCCGAUAAGAACUGCUCCGAAAACUCCGAGCAGAAUGAUUGUGUGAUGCCAGUUCGCUCUGCUAAUCCGAUACGCGCUAGAAGUUUGAUCCGAGACAAUUUGGAGAAACAGGCUGGUUGUCUAAAUUUAAUCCACUCCAGAAUGCCGAACAUCAAAGUGUUUUCGGGCACCUCGCAUCCGGAUCUCGCCCAGCGGAUUGUCGAUCGCCUGGGAAUCGAUCUCGGCAAGGUGGUGACCAAGAAGUUUAGCAAUUUGGAGACCUGUGUGGAAAUUGGGGAAUCGGUGCGCGGCGAGGAUGUGUACAUCGUGCAGUCCGGCUCCGGCGAGAUCAACGAUAACUUGAUGGAGCUGCUGAUCAUGAUCAAUGCGUGCAAAAUCGCCUCAGCCUCUCGUGUUACAGCUGUGAUUCCUUGCUUUCCAUAUGCCCGCCAAGACAAAAAAGAUAAGUUGGCGGGCAGUGAUGAUAAUGAGGAAGCUAAGAAGUUAGCCAAGAAAAACUACGAUUGGAAAUUUAGGAGUCGUGCGCCCAUCUCGGCCAAAUUGGUGGCCAACAUGCUGUCCGUGGCUGGAGCCGAUCACAUCAUAACCAUGGAUCUGCAUGCCUCACAGAUUCAGGGCUUCUUCGAUAUACCAGUUGAUAAUCUCUAUGCGGAGCCAGCGGUACUCAAGUGGAUCAAGGAGAACAUUCCCGAGUGGAAGAACUCGAUCAUUGUGUCGCCCGAUGCUGGCGGUGCCAAGCGUGUCACCUCGAUUGCCGAUCGCCUGAAUGUGGAGUUCGCCCUGAUACACAAGGAGCGCAAGAAGGCCAAUGAGGUUGCAUCCAUGGUCCUGGUCGGUGAUGUCAAGGACAAGAUUGCCAUUCUGGUCGAUGAUAUGGCCGAUACAUGCGGCACCAUUGUUCAUGCUGCCGAUCGCCUUGUGGAGGCUGGUGCCACCAAGGUGUAUGCCAUUCUGACGCAUGGCAUUUUCUCGGGUCCCGCGAUUUCGCGGAUUAAUAAUGCUUGUUUCGAGGCUGUGGUGGUGACCAAUACCAUACCACAGGAUGGACAUAUGCGGGAUUGCCCCAAGAUUCAGUGCAUUGAUGUCUCCAUGAUGUUUGCCGAGGCUGUCAGGCGGACACACAACGGCGAGAGUGUCUCGUAUCUCUUCUCAAAUGUUCCAUAUUAAAUCGGCAAAUGUUAAACAAAACAACAAUAACCAGAACACCGAUUAGCAAGCGACCGCAGCUGACGCAACUUUAACAGAGCAAAUUUAUAAUGCAACAAAAAAAACAAAAACAAACAACAAACAAAACCAACAAUUUGAAAACAUAUAUUUUGCCAUCAUUAUCAUCGUUAUAUAUUUUUUAUGGAUUAACCUAUUGUAAUUGUAAUUAAAAAGCAAACGCAAAACUCAGUAAAUGGGAGAAAUCGUCAUAAUUGUAAUUAUAAUAAAUAGGAAUCUAAAGAUUUACACUAAACAACACACUCAACAUAACAAAAGUACACUAA
Molecule: messenger RNA, 1633 nt
Organism: Drosophila serrata
Lineage: Eukaryota; Metazoa; Arthropoda; Insecta; Diptera; Drosophilidae
Gene: Prps
Product: phosphoribosyl pyrophosphate synthetase
Biological process (GO): ribonucleoside monophosphate biosynthetic process; purine nucleotide biosynthetic process; 5-phosphoribose 1-diphosphate biosynthetic process
Cellular component (GO): cytoplasm; ribose phosphate diphosphokinase complex
Molecular function (GO): ATP binding; ribose phosphate diphosphokinase activity; magnesium ion binding
Source: RefSeq, a predicted model, not a curated record